AAGAAUAGUGAGAAGACAGAGGGGAAGAAGACAAGCAAAGGAUCUUUGUUCCUUUCCGUUUAAUCAUUACUCUCAUUUCCCAAUAAUCACUCUCUUAAACCCUUCUCUUUCCUCCCCUCCGAUUUUGUUCCUCUUUCUGGGAUGCGAGUUUUAGGAGAGGGGUUUGAAAGAGCGCCAAUCGAAUCGAUUCGACUCGAUAUACGGGUUUCGGCCAAAUUUGUAAUCCGAUACACCCAUUCACUUUUUUUCCCUUGAAAUCACUCUCAAUCAUCGCUGGUAAACCCUCUUCUUCGUAGUUUUUCUUUCCGUUUUUAAAUCCGUAUCCGUCGUGGAGAGAUUUGUAGUCAAUCAGAGAUUUCGGAAGAACGCGAUUCGAUUUCGAUUCGGCAACUUGGUUUUGGCUAGAAUUUUGUCCGGUGGACAGGGUUUGAUGGGUUCUGGCCAAAACUAGUGAUGGGUACUUGUGGGGACGAAGAAGACGAAGACUGGUUCUUCGAUGCCCGCGAAGAAGUGUCUUCUGUCUCCGAUUGCAACUCCGAAGCGUCCGAGGAUUUCAGUUGUCGUCUUGAUCAAGAAACCGCCGGUCUGGAUCUCUGGACUCAGAAUCCGGACAGUGUUCUCACUCGCCGACGCAGGUUUUUCGAAUCCAUGGGCUUUAGCUUCAAAAGAACCUUCACAGACGAUUAUGGGGAUACAGAAACGAGACCCUCUUGCUCUGAUGGAGGAUUUCACUCGGACCGAUCUUCUGUCUCUGCUAUAACCAAUGGCUCAUAUGAUGAGCAUGUUGAUAGAGUCAAGGCCAUGGAGUUGUGCAGGAAUGAAUCUAAAUCCACUGCUUCAGAUGAUGGAGGAGGGCUUCACUCGCACCAAUCUUCUCUUUCAUCACUGUCGAAUUCUCUUGCUGAGUCUCUGAGAGAUUCUUUCGAGGACCAUGUCAGAAUUUUCAAGGGCAUGGAUGGUGAAGUUCCGUUUGUGAGGAAUGAGUCUAGUAAUAGCAGUAGUACGGCUGAAGGUUCAAGCAAGUCUGGUAGCUAUGGUGAAUUCGGAAACUCUUACAGAGAAAGUUACGAGGAAUCGACCAAAAAGGGGUCCAAUGGUUGGUUGAAGAAGCUAAGUGCUAUAACUCAUGUUCUUGACAGACACACUGACUCCAAUGAUCGAGAAUCAGUGGGAUCGUCGCCAUUGAGGCGAAUUUCUCGUGUUCAAUCUUAUAAAAAGCAGUUCAAGGAGCUCUCCACUCUCUAUGUUGGCCAAGAAUUCUCUGCCCACGAUGGAUCAAUCUUAACCAUGAAGUUUUCUCCUGACGGGAAAUACUUAGCCACUGCUGGUGAAGAUUGUGUUGUUCGUGUCUGGGAAAUUACUGAGAACGAGAGAGCAGAUCGGUUUGAAGUGCCUGAUUCUGAUUCAGCAUCUUACGCUUACUUUAGGAUGAAUGGUCUGGGUCAGAUUGAGCCUCUGAAUGCAGAAGAUGAGAAAACUGAGAAGAACAGAGGAUUGUUUAAGAAAAAAUCAUCAGAUAUGACUUGCGUUGUGUUGCCGCCAAGGGUCUUUGCUAUAUCUGAGACUCCUCUGAAUGAGUUUCGGGGGCAUAAGGGUGAAAUAUUGGAUCUUUCCUGGUCAUCAGAGGAAAGGUUACUGCUGUCUUCCUCUGUGGACGAGACUGUCCGUCUGUGGCGAUUAGGUUCUGAUGAAUGCCUCAAAAUAUUCUCUCACAAGAACUUUGUUACCUGUGUCGCGUUCAAUCCCGUUGAUGACAAUUACUUUAUCAGUGGUUCAAUAGACGGGAAAGUUCGUAUGUGGGAUGUGUCACGUUGCCGGGUGGUUGACUAUACUGAUAUGAGAGACAUUGUUACAGCCAUCUGCUACAGUCCUGAUGCUAAGGUUGCAGUUGUAGGAACCAUGACAGGUGACUGUCGUUUUUACCAUAUACUGGAUGAUCAGUUGCAGUUGGACAGAGAGAUCAAUUUCCAUAGGAAAAAGAAGGUUCCAAGCAAAAGGAUCACUGGUUUUCAGUUUUUCCCUGGAGACACUGACAAAUUAAUGGUCACUUCUGCUGAUUCGCAAAUCCGAAUACUGAGUGGAGAUGAUUCGAUAUGCAAGCUUAAAGGAUCGAGCCUCCUCCUGACGACACAGAGCCCGACAUCUGCCGCAUUCACGUCAGAUGGGAAACACAUAGUCUCGACAACAGAGGACUCGGGUGUUCAUGUGUGGAGCUGCUGCUCUCAGCCCAACAAAAAGAAACCCAAAAAAACCAUCAGAUCUUGUGAGAGCUUUCUGUCACACAACACAUCUAUAGCUGUACCAUGGCCUGUCCUUGGGGACAGUAAUAGUUUUGGUGGGUUCAUCUCUUCAGACAUGGAGCAGAGAUUGCCACCACAUUUCCCUUCCUUUGAAUGUUUGAGAGGAUCAACAACUACAUGGCCUGAAGAGAAACUUCCAUCAACAACCAACAGCAGCAAUAGCAGCAGCAGCAGCAGCAGAUCAAAGCUGAAGUUGUUGAGGAGCGUUUGCCAGAAUGUUUGUGGUUCAUCUCCUAACCUUUGGGGCCUAGUGAUCGUUGCAGCGACUUGGGACGGGAAAAUCAGAGUUUUUCACAAUUACGGGUUACCCGUUCAUGUUUAAAACCCGUAAUUCUGAAUUCAGGUCAGGUCUCUUCCUUCUUUGCUCUUGAGACAAAUAAAGGGUUGAAGGUUGAAGAAUGGAAUUAUAUGAGUAUAUAGGAUUCUUUGAUUUGUUUUGGGGUAUGGUCAUUUAGUCUUAAAUAUAUGUAUACACAACACAAGAGUCUCUUUUCUCUUUCUUUUUCUUCUCUCUUUUUUUUUUUGUAAUGAUUUUAUAUUUUGUGUAUUUGUGUAUAUGUUUUUAGCAAAGGGUCCAGUUUUAAUGAUUCAACAGAAUCUUUUUUGUGGGGGGCUCUUGGGAUUCUUGUUAUGAAUUCGCAUGCCUAAAUGUCAUUUUUCAAUUGUAAACAGAUUGCAUGAAGGCAUCUCCAUGGUAAUUUGUGUUCGUUUUCACUUGAAGGUUUA
Molecule: messenger RNA, 3026 nt
Organism: Tarenaya hassleriana
Lineage: Eukaryota; Viridiplantae; Streptophyta; Magnoliopsida; Brassicales; Cleomaceae
Product: WD repeat-containing protein YMR102C-like
Exons: 7
Coding region: 454-2622 (722 amino acids)
Molecular function (GO): protein binding
Source: RefSeq, a predicted model, not a curated record